This is a messenger RNA of Botrytis porri, 2301 nucleotides long. RefSeq lists its product as uncharacterized. The coding region runs from base 1 to 2301 and encodes 766 amino acids. The transcript is spliced from 4 exons. Lineage: Eukaryota; Fungi; Ascomycota; Leotiomycetes; Helotiales; Sclerotiniaceae. The record is from RefSeq and is a predicted model, not a curated record.
AUGGCAUUGAGUGAAGAGCUUAGUGGACUCAAUACGAAUUAUUUUGAACCAAAGGAAAACUCUUCUUGCUUGACUAUCUAUGAGCUCUACCAAGUCGACCAGUACAAAGCACAGGAGUUAUUCGAGUUUGAACAAUAUGUCAAGAUCAUUCGAUUUGCUGAAGCUGUGUGCUCUGGCAAUCAUCCUCGAUCUGGCCUUUUUUCUCAACCUGGCCAUGGAGCGCACAUAACGGACACGGAAGCUUCUAAGGAGGUAGACGUUGAACCUAAAAAGAUUUGCUUUGAAGAGCUCGAAACUACAAAAGGAAUGAACUACAUGUCAAAAGCAGGCAAGAAGACGAGAAAGAAGGGUAACGUUGAACAGAUUACAAUGAAUGCCAAGAAUCUGCGGGGAGUUUUGUAUAAUCAUGAUCCAGACAUGGACUAUUAUGAGGUGUUAUCGUUGGAUUCAUCUGCCUCGAUUGAGGACAUAAGCAAGGCCUAUUCUGAAUUGAGAUGGGCCUAUAAUCCACAGUUCGAUGAAGAAGAAACGAGGUGGCACGGAAAAGAACAGGCACUUUUACAAGAUAUGAAACAAAAAUGGAACGACAUUCAACGCGCAUUCAUGAUACUAUCGGAUCAUGAUAGGAAGUGGAGAUACGACAAUGAUAGAGAGAUGUGCCUCAAGUGCUUUGAGCGAAAGAACAAAGAACCGGAUGAGUCCAUAGCACAAAUCCAGUUCGCUGCCUUUCGCGAGGGAGUAGUUCGUUCAAUAGGAGCGCCUCAUCCUGAAGACCCCCCGGAGCCACACAACGAAGAUUUCUUCAAAAGUGUCACCAAAGGCAUUUUUGUCGAGGAGAAAGACAUAAACUAUGAUGCAAACUAUUAUCUUGAUCUGGGUGCCAAUGACACAAAGGAGAGCUCAUUGUGGAAUGGAGUCAUCAGUAGAGAUCAUUUGGGGAGCGUUUUGCGAAGUAUGGGUUAUGACUACAUCCGUAGUCUCAGGCAGGCCAAAAGUCACAAGGCUAUCAAUAAGGUGCGCUUCGAAUGGAACCAGAAGCUAAUCUCUUACAUGAUACUGAAGGACGAGAAACUUCGUGAGAAAUACAACGAGCAAAAUUACAGCCAUAAAUUAUACGAAUUUUGGCAAAAGGAACAUGAUUCCAAAGAACUCGAAAGAGUCCACAACUCACAGGUUCUAGUAUCAGAGAAUAUGGAGCCUUCUGGUAAGAAUGUUAGUUUGCAGUCAGCUACUACAGGUAAUUCCUUUCGAAGACAGUUCACAGAGACGAAUGGUGAAUUUAUGGAGGGUGUUUCGGAUGAUGGAGCUAGUGCUUCUGAUUCGAUGACCGGAGUGGAACAAAACACAGAGAUAGACUAUUCGGUGGCUAUUGCACUCACUGAAAAGGUCGGCGAUCAUGUUCAAGUAGACCCCGCUACUAUCACUGACCAUAAUCCCAAUUUAAUGUCUCAAGCCUUUUCCAUUAGUAAAGUCCCACUACAAAAUAAUUUUACUAAUCAAAAUGCCCAAUUAUCGACUGGCUCAAUCAGAUCUUCUACACUGCAACGCAAGUUACUAGAGGCUCGGGAAAUCCAAGCACAACGUGUAGUUCAACAAAAGAAAGCUCAAUCAGAACUCUCAGUUCAAGUAAUAGAGCGAAGUGCUAAAUUUUCGAAGGAAGCUCGAACCCAACAUCCAGCUGCUCAAGAUCAGGUACCCAGAACUCUACGUGAUCGACAGGCUUUCAUACAAAAGCGAAUUAAUGCACAGCGAGCCGCUGCACAACGUACGGCUUUACAUCGUGCAGAAAUUCAAAGGUCCUUGGGUUUAGACAGAGCUCCUCCAACCGGUCCUCGAAUUCCGUUAGGUAUGGCUCCCCGAUUGAUGACAAGUUCAUUUGCACAUGGCUUGAACUCCACUUCGCUGUCGAAGUCAUGCCCACAAUUUAGGUUGAAGAUGAUUCCUCCUCCAAUGAUCAAUAAAGUUGCUAAGACCGCGGAGUCUAUAUUACAGCUUUCGAAAGGCAGCGGGCGGGGCCCAGCGAAGAAGAAACGAAGGAUCGGGAAUAAGGAGUCUGAUGGAAAGAAGGAGACAAAAAACGUGGGUAAGGAAAAUGGAAAUGAAAGGGGUUGUGAGGUGACAUUGCGGGAUGAAGCAAGAGUAAAAGAGGAUCGAGGGAAGAAGAGUAGUUGGAAGGAGGACGGAGAGAUAUCAGAGGAUGAGAGAGGGGGAGAAACCGGUUGGAGACAAAGCAGAAAGAAGGAAAUCAGGAGAGACGGUGGCAGAAAAAAACGCAAGAGAGAGCACAGGAAAGACUCAUGA